Drosophila elegans is the source of this 1947-nucleotide messenger RNA. RefSeq names its product delta-1-pyrroline-5-carboxylate dehydrogenase, mitochondrial (gene P5CDh2). The record is from RefSeq and is a predicted model, not a curated record. The transcript has 3 exons. NCBI's taxonomy places the organism in Eukaryota, Metazoa, Arthropoda, Insecta, Diptera, Drosophilidae. Bases 29 to 1885 code for a protein of 618 amino acids. Gene Ontology annotation, molecular function: L-glutamate gamma-semialdehyde dehydrogenase (NAD+) activity. Gene Ontology annotation, cellular component: mitochondrial matrix.
AGAGUGGCGAAUCCUACCUUCACGAAAUAUGAUGUCCAAGGUGGCUCAUGGCAUUGUUUCAAAUAUGCGGUCAAUACUUCCGAGGCUCGAGGCUUCAGUAAAAGGCGGACUCCUGGCAGUUAGAAGCACCAGCAAGAAUACCGGUCUGACGGAGCACUUUACGCUGGAUGAGCAGGUGGUUAACGAGGAGCUGUUGCAAUAUGAGGAGGGUUCGGUGGAACGCAUGGCACUGGAGAACGCUCUACUGGGAGUUCUUAACAAAGUGGAAAAAGUGCCCAUUGUGAUCAAUGGCCAGGAGUUCCAGGCCAAGGAGGAACUGCAGCAGGUACUGCCUUACAAAAUACAACAACCUAUAGCCCACUACGGCCACGCCCACCGCGUCCUCAUCCAAACGGCCAUCGAUAAGAGUUUGGAGGCGCAGGUAAAGUGGGACAAGACCAAGCUGAGUGAAAGGAUUGAUAUUUGGGAGCGGGCUGCGGAGCUGAUAGCCGGAAAACAUCGCUACAACAUUAUGGCGGCCACAAUGUUGGGCCAGGGAAAAACCCUUCGUCAGGCAGAAACGGAUGUGGCCGAAUUGGUGGACUUUAUGCGCAUUAAUCCUGUCUUUUUGCGUGAACUGGCCAACUAUGAACCCAUUAAUGGCGCCCUGCAGGACUGCAGGAAUUCCAUGCGGUUGAGAGGACUUUCAGGAUUUGUGGCUGCCAUUAGUCCCUUCAACUUCACGGGCAUUGCCGGCAAUUUGGCCUACACACCCGCCUUGAUGGGCAACUCGGUGCUUUGGAAACCGUCCGAUUCGGCCAUACUCUCCAACUAUUUUGUUUUCAAGGCCAUGCAGGAGGCGGGUGUGCCCCAUGGGGUGGUGAACUUUGUGCCCGCCGAGGAGAUGACCUUUGCCUCUGUGGUCACCCAACAUCCAAAGCUGGCGGGUAUUAAUUUCACCGGCACUUCCAAUGUGCUCAAAGUGCUCUGGCAACUGGUGGCCCAGAACAUAAACUUCUAUGAGAACUAUCCCCGUUUGGUGGGCGAGGGAGGUGGCAAGAACUUUCAUUUUGUGCAUCCUUCGGCGGAUCCGGAAAUGGCUGUGGCCUGCACCAUCAGAGCUGCCUUUGAGUACUCCGGGCAGAAGUGCUCGUCCUGUUCGAUGUUGUAUGUGCCGGAAUCACUGUGGGAGGAUCACAUACGGCACCCGCUACUCAAAGUCACUUCCUCCUUAUUCGUGGGUCCUGCCACCUACUGCGACUGCUUCUGUUCGGCUGUGAUUAAUCGGAGGGCCUACGAUCGUAUCUACAUGUGGCUGAGAUAUAUCCUCCAGAGUCCCAGUUGCCAGCUUCUGAUCGGAGGAACCUGCGAUAAGCAAAAUGGUUACUUUGUGGAUCCCACGGUGGUGCAGGUGAAAGAUCUGGAUAAUAUCAUAUGCAGGGAAGAACUGCUGGCACCCAUACUGGGUGUGUACGUGUAUCCGGAUGACAAACUCAAGGAGACCAUGACCAAAGUGGCGGAGAUUAAUCAUGGGCUGGCGGGUUCGGUGUUUGCCAAGGACCAAAACUUCAUUCAGGAGGCCUACGAGGCCUUCAGAUUCAAUGUGGGCAACCUCAAUGUAAACGACAAGUCCACCGGUUCCAUGGUGGGUCAACAGCCUUUUGGAGCGGGUCACAUGACAGGUACCAGCGAUAAGUUGGGGACUCCCCACUGCCUGCUGCGAUGGACCUCACCGCAGGUGAUCAAGGAGUCGUACAAGCCGCAUGUGAACAUCUAUUACCCGUAUAUGCAGAUCACUGAACAAAACCAGGGCAUCAUUCCCUUGGACAGCGAGCAAAAGGAGGCAGUCGCCCAGGAUAACAGCUCCUUUGUGGCCUCCAGUGAUGAGGACAAUCGCCCCAUAUAACAUCUUUUUAGAGCUUUGUAUUCAUGAUCUAAAUUUCUGUGGCAAUAAAUUAAAAGAAAACA